UAAUAAAUAAAUAAAUAAAUAACCUUCUCACUUCUUUCGUCUUCCCAGCAUCUUCCUUCCUGCAACCUUUCUUGGUCGGGCUUCCUUCGCUCUGAAUCUACACUCCACUCCACACUCGUAAAACUAAAAUCACUCUCCAUAUCUGUCUCGACGCCAUUUUUGCUUCAGAAUGAACCACAGCGUGCAAUCUUCAAUCUCUUCAUGUGCCGAAGGAGACGAUGAAAACAUAAACCAAUUGCCUGAAUCCUGCCAAACCAUAUGCUGUCCGAAAGAAAUCAUUAGUACUCUGCCGAGUAUCGUCGGAAGUUCAUCGAAAUCUUCGAAUGAAAAUGAAAAUGUGACUAACUUAUCCUCGGAAAGUGCCAUAGAUAAACCUUCCAAGAAUCCCCAAAUUCGUAAUUCUCGUGCAAAAAUGUGUUCGAAAACUAUGGAAAAUGUAAGUGAUCCGAUCGGUAAGGACUACAUUAUUCCUAGAUCGCAAUCGGUUGGAUCGAACGAGAAAGAAAAGGAACUAGCAUCAUCUUCGAGUGGCGAAUCCUUGAAUGGCGACACCGAGGAUUUGGUUCUUCGAUUGCUCAGAGAUGGAUUUCAGCUCGAUACAAAUGUAAUCCAGGAUGUUCUUGGUAAAUGUGGGCAUAAUGUUCCCAAGAGCAUCGACAAACUUCUUGAUCUGUCGGCAGAAUCUCUAGAGAAGAGUGACGAUGUACUUGGAAAAGCUUCGGAAAAUGCAGAUACUGCUGUCGACGAAGAAUUGGUAUUAUCUGAGCCACAGGAAGAGAAUGAAAACAUCCGAAGCGAAAUUCUAGAUGCAAUCUUCAGAGUCCCCGACAGAGUCGAAGAAAAGAAUGAGCCAACUGUUCCAUUUAGGUCGAUGCGCAGCUCGCCGUAUGGUACGAUUGUGACGAAGCCACCCGAGGAGUCAUUCAUCGAAGAUUUUACAUUUAUUACGACGCAACCGCUCCGUAACAAAAGCGGUGAAGCUAACGAAAGUAGCUACGAGGAGUUGCGCGAAGCUGUGAAGGAGAAUUGGAAAAAAAUGAGGAGAUGCUACAAAGCUGCUGUGGAUGAAUUCAUUAAAGACAAUUAUAGACAUGCGGAACUUCUUAUGGAGCAGGGAAAGUAUUUCAUGAAAAAAGCGCAAGAAGCAGAUGAAAAAUCGACGCUAAUACUUAUAAAUGAAGGCGACGAGGAAAUUUUUUUCUUCAACGUGCAUUACCUAGAGCCAAAGGAGGCUCUGAAGAUGGUGAAGCUGAAUUUUAAAAAUUUCGCCGGUUUACCAUCUAUUAGCCACUUCAAAGUCGUGGUCGGGACUGGCGAUGCAGACAACAGGGAUGAUAAGCGGCGCAAGCGCCUGAUAACUAAGCUUUUGGAGAAGGAAGGAAUUCAAUGGACAGAAGAAGGAAAUGGUUGGACAAUAUCCAUCGAAGUGAGCUACAUUGAUCCUACUAAGCUCAGUUUUGCCCAGAAAUGAACUUCAAUUCUUUCACACAAAUUGUGUUUUUUUUUGGCAAUAAACUGUGAUAGAGCAGAGGAUCUCUAUCUUAUUUAUGUUUUUUCUUUAAUGAGUUUUUACAUUCUUAAAGCCUUCGAUGUCACAAGGAUUCAAUACAAAAGUAUAUACAGUGGCGACUAGGCUGCUAACGGUGUCAAGUCAAUUCUGGGUUUAUUUGACUAAGUUAGCAUAUUUAUUUGAAAAUAACAUUUUAUUGCUAUGUUGUGUUAUAUAUAAAUAUGUAUCGAGUGAAUUAUAUAGUAUUAAUUAUGUUAUUUGUGCGUGUUAAGGCCUCAAUAAUCACCGGCCAAAAUAUAUAACAAAUCUCCACUUUAUUUUGGA
Andrographis paniculata is the source of this 1834-nucleotide messenger RNA. RefSeq names its product putative nuclear RNA export factor SDE5. The record is from RefSeq and is a predicted model, not a curated record. Lineage: Eukaryota; Viridiplantae; Streptophyta; Magnoliopsida; Lamiales; Acanthaceae. The transcript has 10 exons. The coding region runs from base 170 to 1471 and encodes 433 amino acids.